Plutella xylostella (diamondback moth) is the source of this 1441-nucleotide messenger RNA. Its product is annotated as putative nuclease HARBI1. NCBI's taxonomy places the organism in Eukaryota, Metazoa, Arthropoda, Insecta, Lepidoptera, Plutellidae. The record is from RefSeq and is a predicted model, not a curated record.
UCGAAUUCAUAGAGAAUUUGUCCACGUUAAAACAGCGUUACUGAGGGUUUACAAAGCAGAACCAAAAAAAGAUGAUUCAUAGACGACAAAUGACAUUAUAAUCAUACUAUAACGGCAUUCUAAACAUCUCAAAUUUACAAUCAGGAUGAGGCUUCUUUAAGCCAACUUUAAGCAUAUUUUACCAGCCGAAUCUAGCCGAAGGUUAAUAACGAAUAUUAACGAGAUAUUGACAACUGACAGCCGAUAAUUUAAGUUUCACAUUGGUUUCACAUUCCCUCGUGUUGUUUUCCCUAUGUUCACUCUGCGCCUUCCUUGUAGUUUCCUCCCUGUGAUAAUUGUUUUCGGUGGUCAGUGAUUCAGUGAUGGAUGUGAUGAACAAUCUCAUUAACAUACAGCUGAUAGCUCGAAUUGAUGCCAAUAGAGUGCGACGUAGGAGAAAGGUGUACCGGCGAAGAAAAGACCCUUUUACUCUGGACGACAUUGAGUUUAAAAAAAGAUAUCGAUUUAACAAAGAUACUGUACGGCGUAUUACCCAUUUAGUUCGCCAUGAAAUUACGCGAGGGCCAAGAGGGUUGGCAGUAUCCCCUGAGCUACAGGUGCUGACAGCAUUGCGGUGCUGGGCGAGGAAUGAGGUUCAGGAUGACAGUGGUGAGCUUCAUGGCAUAAGCCAAGCUUCUGUAUGCCGCAUUUGCGCUAGAGUAGCAAGAGCUCUUGCCCGAUUAAGUGACCAGUUCAUUGCCAUGCCCAACACGCUGCAGGAACAAGAGCAGGUGAUGAGGGAGUUCCGAGCAAUCAGGAACUUCCCAAAUGUAAUCGGGGCAAUAGAUUGCACACACAUCAAAAUUAAAAAAACUGGUGGAGAUAUGGCACAAUACUACAUCAAUAGGAAGGGAUAUUACUCAUUGAAUGUUCAGGUUGUGUGUGAUGCCAGGCUGCGGAUCACGGAUAUUGUGGCUAGAUGGAGAGGGAGUACGCAUGAUGCCCGAAUCUUCAAUGAGUCCAGCAUCAAAGAUCGCUUUGAGCAUAAUGCUAUGAAUGGCAGAUUACUUGGAGAUUCGGGCUAUGCUUGUACUCCUUAUCUGUUCACGCCUGUGCCCAAUCCACGCACACCACAAGAAGAAAGAUAUAAUGAGGCACAAAUCGCAACAAGAAACACCGUAGAAAGGUGUUUCGGGGUGUGGAAACAGAGAUUCCGAUGCCUCCUACAUGGACUACCUAUUUCAUUGCAAAAUGGAAAAGUGGUCAUCAUGGCACUUGCAGUACUGCAUAAUAUUGCCAUAGAUAUGGCUGAUCAUGUUGAUAUCAUGGAUAACAUUGAGGCAGGCAGAAACAACCCAGAGGAGAGAAAUGAAAAUGAUCGAAACAUAGCUGGAAAUAUUGCAAGACAAAAUUUCAUAAGAAAUAAUUUUAGAUAAUAAACAAAAAUUUGUACAUACCUAAA